Messenger RNA from Ctenopharyngodon idella (grass carp), 1752 nucleotides. It is a transcript of the gene vps28, whose product is annotated as VPS28 subunit of ESCRT-I. Gene Ontology annotation, biological process: protein transport to vacuole involved in ubiquitin-dependent protein catabolic process via the multivesicular body sorting pathway. Bases 258 to 929 code for a protein of 223 amino acids. Gene Ontology annotation, molecular function: protein-containing complex binding. The record is from RefSeq and is a predicted model, not a curated record. Gene Ontology annotation, cellular component: ESCRT I complex. Lineage: Eukaryota; Metazoa; Chordata; Actinopteri; Cypriniformes; Xenocyprididae. The transcript is spliced from 10 exons.
ACACUUUAUUGUUUUAAUAAUAUGUAAUUUCCUAAUCACAUUAACGUUAUAUAGUUAUAUAAGGUGCGAAUUAAUGAAAGACAACGUCUUGUUUACACUUUCAGCGGGACGAAAGCUAAAUCUUAGCUAGCUAGCAUCGCUCAGGAAAUAAACAAAACAAAAUGAGCUCGUUAAAUGUCUAAAAUCUUAAGUUUGAAUUGUAAGUUUGAAUUGUAUUUCUUUAGCCACGCCGCCUGAAUGAGAUCAGAUCAUUCAUCAUGUUUCAUGGAAUACCUGCUUCUGGAGUGAUGGGAGGAGCUCCUGCCAACAAGCCAGAACUGUAUGAGGAAGUGAAAUUGUACAAAAAUGCCAGAGAAAGGGAAAAGUAUGACAACAUGGCAGAGUUGUUUGCUGUGGUCAAAACACUCCAGGCGCUGGAAAAAGCUUACAUUAAGGACUGCGUGACUCCAAACGAAUACACAGGAGCUUGCUCAAGAUUGCUUGUCCAGUACAAGGCUGCUUUCAAACAAGUCCAGGGAUCAGAUGUGGGCUCCAUCGAUGACUUUUGUCGGAAAUACAGGCUGGACUGUCCGCUGGCUAUGGAGAGGAUCAAAGAGGAUCGACCAAUCACCAUUAAGGAUGACAAGGGCAACCUGAAUCGCUGCAUUGCAGACAUUGUUUCUCUCUUUAUCACAGUGAUGGACAAACUUCGACUUGAGAUUCGUGCCAUGGAUGAGAUCCAGCCUGACCUGAGGGAGCUCAUGGAGACCAUGAACAGGAUGAGCAACAUGCCUCCAGAUUCAGAGGCCAAAGACAAAGUCAGCCUCUGGUUAACCACGCUAAGCAGCAUGUCUGCGUCUGAUGAGCUGGAUGACUCGCAGGUUCGCCAGAUGUUGUUUGACCUGGAGUCCGCCUACAACGCCUUUAAUCGUUUCUUGCACUCGUCUUAAAUGCUCCUUCCCUUUCUGAUCUUUUUCACCAGCUUUUUAUCAAACACAGUGUUAAAUUAACACUGCCAGUGUUUAUAUAAUCCGUAUGGAUUAUAUAAACACUGACAAUGUUAAUUUAACACAGGGGGUUUUGCUCUGAACCUUCGUUUCACUUUCCCUAUUUUGUCUCUGUCUCUUAAAUGUUAGAAUCUUUAGAUUUCAAUGUAAGAACCUCAUAUUCAGUUAGAGUACUGUUUACUAAGGCUUAUGUUGUUUACUAAUACAAUUAGGAUUAUGUUCACAGAUUUGUUCUCUUUCAAAAGCAGUAAUUUUUUUUUUUUUAAUAUAAAAAGUUUUUUUCUAUCACAUGGUCUGAAAGUGUUUUCUAGAAUGACCUGAUCAUUAGGUUGGCAAUAGUGAAUACAGGGAGGGCAGUAUAGGGAGUAUAUUAUAGGGAAAAUAUGCUGGCCUCUAUUAAUACAUGUGUUAAAUAACAUGAAUUGAUCUCAUAAUAUAUUAUAGAGCAAGGUUUGAUACUGAAUUCUCAGUACUGCAUUUUAUUUUAAAUGUAUAAUACCUUUUCUCCUUUCUCCAGCUAUUUUUUUUCCUCUCUCUCCAAUAUUUAAAUGAGAUUAUUUUAAUUGCACUCAUUCAUUUACAGUACUCUAACAUUUGUUGGUUGAUAAACUUGACUUUUAUAACUGACCUUAAUUAAGAACUUGGUGUACCCUUUCCUUGGCAUGGUGUUGGUUUAGUUCACUUCAUUAUGUAAUAAGUCAUAUUUAUUAAAUGACCAUUGUAAAUAAAAUAGUUUUGAAAUAAACCACAUAACUUUCAAAAACAA